AUGCUGGAUGUGCCUUGUUCUGUGGACACCUCCACCGGACCCUUCACGGUGCACCAGACGACGGCUCGGCCUCAGGAAGUCUCGCGUACUCACGAGGCGUGGAUGCAAGCCUAUGUGGACCAUGCAAGAUCGCGUCCCCGCUUCAUCCCUACAGUGACGGCCUCCGGCAGAACGAAGAGAUCUCCGGAAGGUGCCGGCGCCCACGUUGGGCGGAUGACCCUGAACCCUGGGGUCACGGCUUUCUGCCUCGCUGCAGCACGGCCCUUCGAGAAUGCUAGAGAUGCGAACAUCAAGACCUAUCAGUGCGGCGUGCUGACGUUCUGCAUCCACCAGGCUUUGCAGGACCUGCAGUACCGAUGUACCUUCGAGCAGCUUCUGGAGAGAGCUGCUUGGAAAAUGGAAGACAUCCGGAACAAAUACAUGCGGAUGAUGGAUCAGACCAUCCAGAUGAGCUUCUGCCCCAACAGCGCCCCAUCUGCUGUCGUCGUAUUUGAUGCUCGCUACGCUCCCGUGGCACAGCAUCGAAUUUCGCAGCUGGCGCAGCAGCAGAACAUGUCGCCGCCUGAAAACCUUCGCAGCCCUGGGGCGCCCUCCCCAGAGCCCGUACGACAAGCCAGCACUGAGUUUGUUCCGUCUCCAGGGUACCGUGAACAACCAGAUACCAAUGCCGUGGGUGGCGAAGUGGUCGGGGUGGGCAUUGUGUAUGUGCAGCUCUUCUCCUGCAGUGACUUGAGACCUCAGGGGAUGUACGGCCAGUGCGACCCCUACGUCAAGAUGACCUGUGGCGGGGUGACGCACCAGUCCACAGUCAAGCGAAACAGCACGCACCCGACCUGGGGCGAUGAGGAGAACAAGUUCACAUUCAAGGCAUCCGAUUGCCAAGUGGAGAUGCUGUUCAUCGAGGUGCGGAACGCCGGACGGGAUGAGCUGAUCGGCCGGGUUGAUGUUCCCCUCAGGAGCUUGCCGUCCAUGACAUGGGAAGAGCGCCGGCAGUUCUUGCAGAAUGGAGGUGAGGUGGAGUUCCGGGUGGCCUUGUACCCCGAGCGCGCGGCUGCGAACCUGCGUCCUCAACCUGGCUUGGGGAUGGGCCUGGGCGGCCCCAUGGGCCCCAUGGAGCAGCAGCCUCCGCCUGCCGGCACGGGCUACCCCGAAAAGCCCCGGCCACCUUCGCCUCCGGCCCGUGACCUUGGGCCCAGCCUGAUGGGAGAGUAUGACUUGCGAGCUCCUAUGGAGCGCAGACCCAUGGACGAGGAGCCACUUCUGGAGAACAUCUUUGGCAAGCCUAACCUCUUUGCGGCUAUGCCGGACCUGAUGUCGCAGCUCUCGACAAAUGCACCGACUGGCUUCCACGAAGUGCUGCCUGCCAUCCCGCAAGUGGGGGGCCUUUCGACGCCGGCUCUGGGAGGACUCGGCACACCAGUCUCCGGCCUUCCCGCCCCAGCGUCGGCUAUGCCGGCCCCGGCUGCACCUGCGACGAGCAGGUUGGGCGUGGCAUCCUACACACCGCCUCCGGCCGCCUGCUUCACUCCGCCCUCCCUGUUGCCCACGGCGGAAGUGGGCAGAACUGCAUCUCGAGGCCUGUCCCUCGAGGGCUACUACUCUACUGGUGGGAUGGCGGCCGCGAAGAUGAACACUGCAUCCACAGCUGUGCCAACGCCCCAGGUGCCUGGGAGCUACACGUACAGCACGCCUUCUCCCUUCACCUACAGUCAGGCUCAGCCCGGUCAGAGUGCCUUGGGCUCCAAUCUCAAUGCCGCUUCCUACCCCUACAGCUCCAGCGGGACGCCUUUCACUGGUUACAGCCAGCAGAUCGUUUCAGGCCAGACAUCACAGAGUGCUUUGGGCACUGACCUGGCAUCGUACACCUACACUGCACCGAGCUACACCACCUCUGCAGCUCCCGCAUCGUUGACUAGCUACACCCCGCAGGGCCAAAUUAUUGGCACGACGGCGCAGAAGGCAUUGAACGCGGAUCUCAGUGCGGGUGCCUAUGCCUACACCUCCGCUCCCACGGCCUUGUUCACUGGUUACAGCCAGCCAGGACAAAGCACAGGUGCAUCUCCGGAAAGAGAAAUGAGCGCUGGUGGGUGCUCUCAAAGUUACGCUGACAACAGCCGUAGUUGCAAUAUUGCCUGUUCUGGUUGA
This is a messenger RNA of Symbiodinium necroappetens, 2145 nucleotides long. NCBI's taxonomy places the organism in Eukaryota, Dinophyceae, Suessiales, Symbiodiniaceae. The record is from the annotation of a GenBank genome assembly.